UCUGUCCACAACAUGUCGUUGACUCGUUCUCCGUUUUUUCGUUUUUUGGCUCCACGUUAGUUUGAUUAAUAUUCGUUAAUUUUUUAAAGUUAUAGUUUGUGUUUACAAUUAUCCUGUGAAGCUAAUUUAAGAGAUUCGUCGAUGUGGGUAUUUUGACCAACGUCAUGGAUGACGCUAUUUCAAAUAACCAGGAAAGUGAACGACCCGCGGACAUGGAAAUGAUCACCCCUCCAAGUUCGCCAACAUUUCGUCGAAAGAAGGCUUUCACAAGUCCAGUGAAAUCUCCGGAUCGCUAUAUACCCCAGCGAGAACCUCGGCGGUGGCGAAUAGCCUAUACUUGUCGUUACGAUGAACAGACCAGAAUCUCCACAAACGCUGCAUCCACCAGUCGUGACGAUUCCAAAGAUGGCUUUGGUGCUAGCCAGCAGCUGUACCAGCGUCUUCUGCGUAAUGAAAUUAUGGGCGCAGAUAUGCCAGAUGCUAUGGAUGAUACUUACGGACAAGAGAAUUGUCCGAGCUCAGGGGCAAUCUUGCAGCAUACUGGAAAUGGCAUUUCCGCUGUCAGCACUUCCAGCUCGUCUUUGCACUCCAGUUCGACUAUUGGCAUCGCUCCGUUGACUCCGACAAAAAGCUCCAAAAGAAAUGUUUUUACGUAUUCGCCAAAGAAGCCGUCGGACCGUCUGCUGGCAAGCACGUCACCGUUCUCUCUUUCUCCUUUGAGUGAAAAAAGUUGCCAGAUGCUGAGACAGCCUCGCAAGGUCGGAAGAAAAAUUCCUAAAGUUCCGUACAAAGUGCUGGAUGCACCUGAGUUGCAAGACGAUUUCUAUUUGAAUCUUGUCGACUGGUCCCAUUCCAAUGUGCUGGCGGUUGGAUUGGGGACUUCUGUGUAUUUAUGGAGUGCCAGCAACAGCUCAGUUACGCGGCUCUGUGAUUUUCAUAAUGACAACAACACGAUAACUUCUGUCAGUUGGUCAGAAAGAGGAAACCUGGUUGCCGUUGGUACGAAUCGUGGACAAAUUCAGAUUUGGGAUGCAGUUCAUCAAGAACGAACUUCUAGUCUGAGCACCCAUACGGCUCGAGUUGGUGCUCUGGCUUGGAAUAGCGACGUUUUAGCUUCGGGGAGCCGUGAUCGGAUAAUAUGGCUUAAUGAUAUGCGAACCCCUCCUUUGUUUGCCAGACGUAAAUUCAAUGGCCAUAAACAAGAGGUAUGUGGACUGAAGUGGUCUCCGGACCAUAUGUACCUGGCAUCCGGUGGAAAUGAUAAUAAGCUGCUUGUCUGGGCCCAUAACGCUGGCACUGAAUCUCAGCCCGUGCAGACUUAUACUGAUCACCAAGCAGCUGUCAAAGCCAUCGCGUGGUCUCCGCAUCAUCAUGGUUUACUGGCAAGCGGGGGUGGUACUGCGGAUCGGUACAUAAGAUUUUGGAACACGCUGACGGGGCAGGCACUUCAGGCGGUAGAUACCGGAUCACAAGUGUGUAAUUUAGCCUGGUCCAAGCAUGCAUCGGAGCUGGUUAGCACACAUGGUUACUCACAGAAUCAAAUCCUCCUGUGGAAGUAUCCAUCGCUAACGCAGAUCGCCAAAUUGAUUGGUCAUACAUAUCGCGUUCUGUAUUUGGCGAUGUCACCUGAUGGAGAGUCAAUUGUGACAGGAGCUGGCGAUGAAACAUUACGGUUUUGGAAUAUUUUCUCAAAAUCUCGAUCCACUCGUGAGCGACGUUCUUCUUUGGAUUUGUUGAACGCUUUUCGUUGAUUAGUGUAAAAUGCACUGUAAAUAUCAUGUUGAUUGCUACCGAGUUGUUGUUUCUGGUCAAAUGCAACAGCAUAGUCGGGCACUUCGGCGGAGUUUGUAACUUCGUACUGAGGUGGCUUUUUUUUGUUUUCUAAUGACAGGUAGAAUUAUGUUAUGCUAAAGCUCGUACAAGUUUAGUAAUGAUUAAUCUGGUUUGAAUAUUUGUGCUUUUGUUACCAAAUGAAUUACAAGUUAUGUGAAACGGCCUAUUGACUGUGGUCUAUGACGAAAACAACUUCAAGAGGCUAAGAA
Messenger RNA from Paramacrobiotus metropolitanus, 2042 nucleotides. RefSeq names its product fizzy-related protein homolog. The transcript has 8 exons. Gene Ontology annotation, biological process: positive regulation of ubiquitin protein ligase activity; positive regulation of anaphase-promoting complex-dependent catabolic process; anaphase-promoting complex-dependent catabolic process. Gene Ontology annotation, cellular component: anaphase-promoting complex. The coding region runs from base 165 to 1751 and encodes 528 amino acids. Lineage: Eukaryota; Metazoa; Tardigrada; Eutardigrada; Parachela; Macrobiotidae. The record is from RefSeq and is a predicted model, not a curated record. Gene Ontology annotation, molecular function: ubiquitin ligase activator activity; anaphase-promoting complex binding; protein binding.